Penicillium hordei is the source of this 1608-nucleotide messenger RNA. RefSeq lists its product as uncharacterized. The coding region runs from base 1 to 1608 and encodes 535 amino acids. Gene Ontology annotation, molecular function: oxidoreductase activity, acting on paired donors, with incorporation or reduction of molecular oxygen; heme binding; iron ion binding. The transcript is spliced from 3 exons. The record is from RefSeq and is a predicted model, not a curated record. Lineage: Eukaryota; Fungi; Ascomycota; Eurotiomycetes; Eurotiales; Aspergillaceae.
AUGUCAUUGUCCAUCUCAACCAUCUACUCCUUAUCUGCUAUCGUUUUCCCAUUGGUCUAUAUUGGUGUGAAAUGGCUGCUGUCUACCACACGGCCGAAGAAUUUCCCUCCUGGACCACCCACCGUUCUCGGUCUCGGUAAUUGGCACCAAAUUCCCUCAGUAUGGCACUUCUUUCAGCUUGAUGCCUGGGCCAAAAAAUAUGGCCCCAUCAUGGGCCUGAAGCUGGGACCUCGAAACGUCGUCGUUCUGAACGAUGCCGCACUGGUCCAUGAGCUCAUUGUCAAGCGGGCUACAUCCUUCUCGGAGCGACCAGGCAUGUAUAUUGCCCAGAACCACAUUGUUCCAGAAGGAAAGUAUUCGUAUAGUUUGUUUAUGCGAAACGACUACGGCAACCGGCUACGAUCGCUGGCCAAACAGACCUUAGUUGGGACAGGCCUCAACAACUUGGCACCGAUGCAGAAGGCGGCGGGAGCAAACCUGGUCUAUGAGCUUUCUAAAAAUGGGGAUAAAUGGGCAGAUCAUUUGGUGCCAUGGUCGCUUGCCACGCCCGUGGCCAUGAUGAGUGGAGCACCAAUUGAGGAUUAUGUCCAAGAUUUCGGCAAGAAAUGGAUAGACGAUUACAACCUCUCGCAGCGGCUUUGGAUUGAACUCCUUGAUCCUACCAAUCCGCCAGUGGAUCUUUUCCCCGUCCUACGCUGGGUUCCUGCCGUGUUUGCCCAAUGGAAGCACAAAGCACCUGUUGCGCGCAAGUACCUACUUAGUGCAUAUAAUGAUCUCAUUUUGCAAGCUGAGAAGAGAAUGAAAUCUCAGGGUGGCACUUUCAGUCCGUUAGCAAUCAUUCCCAAAUUGUUGCGUCAGGCGUCCGACACUUUUACCAACGAGGAAGGGUUGGAUAUGACGGUGUUCAUGGGAGGACUAUUCGAUGCCGCUGUAGGCUCCACGCUGAUGUCAUUCCAUACUCUCCUUCUCGCACUUGCCGCGCACCCUGAAGUUCAACGCCGCGCUCAGGCCGAAAUUGACUCGGUUUUUGGAUCACAAGAACUUCCUGACAAUAUUGAGCUCGACAAACUCCCCUAUGUAAACGCCUGCGUAACGGAAGCCCAACGCUGGCGUCCAUUGGGGGCAUACUUUAUGAGCCAAUUCGGUCUUCCUCGCGAAAGUGUCGCCGAUGAGGAAAUCUUGGGCUACCGUAUCCCAAAGGGAUCCUCAGUAGUAAUCAACCAAUGGUCUAUUCAUCAUGACCCGGAUUUCUUCGAUAAGCCCGAGCUCUACAACCCGGAUCGAUAUUACAAAAAUCCCACCGGAGCUAAGGACGGUAUCUCACAGCAAGGUCGGAAGCCAAUUUAUACCUUUGGUGCAGGGCGGAAGGAGUGUCUGGGAAAGGAUUUCUUUUUCCAAAAUGCGAGAAUCGCGUGUGCGGAAAUUUUGUGGGCGUUUGACAUUUUUCCGGAUGGGCCAUUGGACUCGAAUCUUGAGACUGGCUUUACCCCUGCGGUUGUGAUGAUGCCCAAGCCAUUCAAGGUGAAGUUUGUACCGCGUCGGGGUGAAGAGACCUUGUUAAGAGAGAAGGAGAAGGCUGAUUUGACAUUUACCAAGAGUCUUGGAUAG